CUCAAGGAGCCCACAAACAAAACGUCCCAGCUACAAGGGUCUUACACUGCCUCCUAAGAUCCAUAUAUAAACCAGCACACUAGAGCACGGAGAUAUAUAGAAGACUCAAGGGAAGAGUGACGUUUUACUUCCGUGGACUUGGAGUCUUCAGAGUUAACAGGUUUGUUUUGCUGAGACCUGAGGACACUUGUUGGAGAACCAUUUCUGAACUUUGCACAACACAGCACAGCUUUUGAAAAGAAUGGCUCAGCGACAGAACUCCGACCAAGACCCGACUAUUGAACUCUUCAUAAAGGCUGGCCACGAUGGAGAGAACAUGGGCAAUUGCCCCUUCUGCCAGAGGCUCUUCAUGGUCCUGUGGCUAAAAGGAGUGAAGUUCACCGUGACAACCGUCGACAUGAGGAAAAAACCAGCAGAGCUGAAGGAUUUGGCACCUGGGACCAACCCUCCGUUCCUCCUGUACAACGGCACCCUCAAGACGGACUUUAUCAAGAUCGAGGAGUUUCUGGAACAGACAUUGGCCCCUCCCAGGUAUCCACACCUUAGCCCACUCAGCAAAGAGUCCUUUGACGUGGGCGCUGACAUUUUCGCCAAGUUUUCUGCUUUCAUCAAGAAUAGCCCAGCCAACAGUACUUUCCAUGAGAAGGCGCUGCUGCGGGAGUUCAAGCGUCUGGAUCUCUACCUGACCUCCCCCGUCCCUGAAGAGAUUAACCAAAACUCCAGAGAAAACAUCCUUGUCUCCAAGAGGAAGUUCCUGGAUGGCAACCAUCUCACCCUGGCAGACUGCAACCUGCUGCCCAAGCUGCAUGUCAUCAAGAUUGCUGCCAAGAAGUACUGUGACUUUGACAUCCCGGUCCAGUUCACUGGUGUAUGGAGGUACCUGAACAAUGCCUACGAGAGGGAGGAGUUCAGUCAGACCUGCCCUGCCAACAUUGAGAUCGAGAAGGCUUACCUGGACGUAGCCAAUAAGAGGCUGUAAACCUAUAACCAAUCUUUAGCCAACAAUUACACAACCAUUACACAACUAUUACACAACAUUUCCUCUUUUACUGUUACCAUGGAAAUGGUAACCCAUUCACAAAACAUGAAGGAAUUUUGGGAGGGGCCAGCAAUCAUUAUUGAAAUAUCUCAUGUCAACUGUUUAAAAAUCAACAUUUAUAAAUUCCUGCAUGAGGAUGCAGAUAGGCAUUCUAGAAAUCAAAGUUCACAAAGAGACCCCUCCUGCUUAAUGUGCAUUAUGUUAAUUUAGCACUAUAGGGCAUGCACAAGAUGAACGACAAUGCCAUAUGUUUUACAGCGUGUGUAAUAGUAGGCUGCUACAGUAACUAAGGUCUAUGUAUGAAGAUAAGUACAGACUAUUUAUUUCAUGUAAUUAUACUGGCAAAUUUCAUUAUAUGCCACACUAAAUAGGCCAAGUGUACAAUUUGACUGUUUAUCUAAUUUAGUGAGUUUCUUUGUCCAUAGUGUAUAUAUUUCUUACAUGUUGUUUAUGACCUGUACACCCAUACUAUAAGAAUAUAUGAGUGUAUUCUAAUUAUGUUUAUGUGUGAUUGAAACUAGUGAUACAAAACCUAUUGUUGAUGGUUACCAUUACCACUCAGAAUAUUAAGCUCUCACCAACAAGACUACAGUCAAUUAGCAUGUAAAUAAGUGUGUGUGUGUGUGUGUGUGUGUGUGUGUGUGUGUGUGUGUGUGUGUGUGUGUGUGUGUGUGUGUGUGUGUGUGUGUGUGUGUGUGUUUGCUGAUCAUUUCAAAGCAUCCCAUAUACAGUAUAUGCAGUCAGUGAUUUAUGUGGUAUGAUUACACAAAAUGUGUAUUUACUGUGCAUUUCUAAAUUAGUCAACUGAAAUAUAGUUGACGUCUAAUUUUAGUGUUUAAUGUUGUUGACUUCAUUCUGCUUCCAAGCAUUAGUUCGAGGCAUGUACGUUGUGUAUUUGUAUAGAAAUUGAUAUGCAAUCUUACACAGUGUUGGUCUCUCAAAAACAAAGUUGUUCCGUUCAAUCCACACGAUAUAUUUCAUUUUAUUGUCAGCCAGUCUCAACGCAAGGCCCUUUUCAACCGGAUUAAAAAAUAUAUUUUCAUAAAUAAUUUAGUCUAGGGUUAUAAGUAUAAACAUUGUGUUGGGGAUGUACGUUUAAUAUGUAAUAAGGAACACAGCUUGGGGCGAGGGUGGCAAGAUAAGGUGUUAUUGUCCAGGCAUCGGCGAAACGUCUCUUAUCCUCCUUCACCGCACAGCUUCUAGUUUGUCACACAGUAUUUCCAGAAGCAUGCUAUCCAGGGAAGAAAGCGACAAAGAUAGACACAUGUCAAGAUUCUGUGCAUCAAUUCUGCCUUCAUGAGUCCUAUCAUGUUACAUCAUCUACUGUUUGUAUCCUGCCAGGCUAUACCCACCGGGCACAGACGUUAUUUCAACGUCUAUUCCACGUUAGUUCAAUAAACAACAUUGCUUCAA
This is a messenger RNA of Salvelinus fontinalis (brook trout), 2452 nucleotides long. RefSeq names its product chloride intracellular channel protein 2-like. Gene Ontology annotation, molecular function: chloride channel activity. Gene Ontology annotation, biological process: chloride transmembrane transport; negative regulation of ryanodine-sensitive calcium-release channel activity. Bases 242 to 979 code for a protein of 245 amino acids. The transcript is spliced from 6 exons. NCBI's taxonomy places the organism in Eukaryota, Metazoa, Chordata, Actinopteri, Salmoniformes, Salmonidae. The record is from RefSeq and is a predicted model, not a curated record.